GAUUGGGAGAGAGAAGAGAGAGGGAAUUGGAGACGCAGAGGGACGCCGAGUCAGAAAAGAUUGAACUGACACCCCACAAACGCGCACAAACUCACGACUGUGGCAGCCGAGCCUUUCGCCAUGGAGGAUACGGUGAAAAACACUCUUUAAAAUGUGAGGUUUAAAAAGACGUGCUGCAGAAACGCGCGUGAGCGGCUAUCCCCCCCUCAUCGUCCAAGGGUGAUCUCGACUUGGGUGCUCCGUCCCCUCGCUGUGUCACUCGCACCGGGGGAAAAAUGAAGAAGUUUAAUAUCCGUAAGGUGCUGGACGGCUUGACGGCCGCGUCGUCCCUCUCUCCAUCCCCGCAGCCCGGGGGUGCCAAGGAGAACGAGCUCAUCCCGGAGACGCUCCAGUCUGAACACUUCCAGCUCUGCAAGACUGUGCGCCAGGGCUUCCCCUAUCAGCCCUCUUCUAUGGCAUUCGACCCCAUCCAGAAAAUCCUCGCCAUUGGGACUCAGAGCGGAGCUUUGCGAUUAUUUGGCCGGCCCGGUGUGGAGUGUUACUGCCAGCACGAGAGUGGAUCGGCAGUAAUCCAGCUACAGUUUCUCAUAAACGAGGGGGCACUGGUUAGUGCUUUGGCUGAUGACAGCAUUCACCUAUGGAACCUGCGACAGAAAAGACCAGCUGUACUGCAUUCACUCAAGUUCAACAAGGAGAGGAUAACGUUCUGUCAUCUGCCCUUCCAAAGCAAAUGGUUGUACAUUGGCUCGGAACGAGGAAACAUCCACAUUGUAAAUGUGGAGUCCUUUACCCUCUCAGGAUAUACCAUCAUGUGGAACAAAGCCAUUGAACUGUCCUCCAAGGCCCACCCUGGCCCAGUCGUUCACAUUAGUGACAAUCCAAUGGAUGAGGGCAAGCUCAUAAUAGGAUUUGAGUCUGGAAUCGUAGUGCUGUGGGAUUUGAAAUCAAAGAGAGCUGAAUACCGGUACACUUACGAUGAGGCAAUCCAUUCUGUGGCCUGGCAUCACGAGGGGAAGCAGUUUAUCUGUAGUCACUCAGACGGCACACUGACCAUAUGGAAUAUUAAGUCCCCAGCCAAGCCCGUACAGACAAUCACGCCACACGGAAAGCAGCCUAAAGAUGGAAAAAAGCCAGAGCCUUGCAAACCCAUUCUUAAAGUAGAAUACAAGACCACAAGAGCAGGGGAUCCAUUUAUGAUCUUCUCUGGUGGUUUGUCGUAUGACACCGUUGGUCGACGGCCAUGUUUGACUGUAAUGCACGGGAAGAGCACGGCAGUAUUGGAGAUGGACUAUCCCAUUGUAGACUUCCUCACUUUGUGUGAAAUGCCAUAUCCUAAUGAUUUUCAGGAACCAUACGCUGUAGUGGUUCUUCUCGAAAAGGAUUUAGUUGUUAUUGACCUUGCACAAAAUGGUUACCCAAUCUUUGAAAAUCCAUAUCCCAUGACGAUUCAUGAGUCUCCCGUGACGUGUUGUGAAUACUUAGCCGAUUGUCCUGCGGACCUCAUACCUGCACUUUAUUCUGUCGGGUCUCGCCAGAAACGACAGGGCUACAGCAAAAAGGAAUGGCCUAUCAGUGGUGGAAACUGGGGCCUGGGCACACAAAGCUACCCUGAAAUAAUAAUAACUGGGCAUGCAGAUGGUUCAGUGAAGUUCUGGGAUGCUUCAGCAAUAAUGCUCCAGGUACUGUACAAGCUGAAGACAGCAAAGGUAUUUGAGAAGGUACGAUGUAAGGAGGAGAAACCCAGCACAGAUGUUGUGGACGAGGACCCGUUUGCCAUUCAGCUGAUGUCUUGGUGUCCUGAGAGCCGUAUGCUGUGCGUGGCUGGCGUCUCUGCCCACAUCAUCGUAUACAGGUUCAGCAAACAGGAAAUCACAACAGAGGUGGUGCAGUUACUGGAGGUCAGGUUACAGUAUGAGUUGAAUGAUCUGGAAUCCCCAGAAGGAGGUGGAGAUCAGACACCAGCUCCUCCCACUCCAAUCACCUCCCCCAGUCCACAAACCACCGCCCCUCAAACACAUCCCUCCGUUAGCAGCAACUCGUCAGAUGGGAUGAGAGACAACAUACCCUGUCUAAAGGUGCGCAGCAGUCCUCUGAAGCAGCCUCCAGGGUAUCAGGUGGAGCUAGUGGUACAGCUGGUGUGGGUCAGUGGAGAGCCGCCCCAGCAGAUCAGCAGCCUGGCCAUCAACUCCUGCUAUGGCUUGGUGGUGUUUGGCAAUAGUAACGGUCUAGCAGUAGUGGAUUACUUACAGAAGACUGUUCUGUUAAAUAUGGGAACUGUGGAUUUGUAUGGCUCUAAUGACCCCUACCAGAGACAACUGCGAUCUCCCCGUAAGAGCCGACAACCUUCCGGAGGGCUGUGUGACAUUAACGAGGGCUCAGCCACCUCAGAGGACCGCUGCAAAUCCCCCACCUCAGUCUUGAUCUCAAACCAUCAACAAUUCUACAAUGGAGCAGGGAGAGGAGCAAAGAUGUCACGGAAAUUAAGCUUGCCUACUGAGCUAAAGCCAGACUUGGUCCUACUCUCUGUAUGUCCCCCGCGGGCUGCCGCACCCCUAGAUAACAGGGACAACUGCUUCAGCCGUUCCCGGAGCUCCAGCGUUGCCAGUAUUGACAAGGAAUCACGAGAGGCCAUCACAUCUUUCCAUUUCUGUGAGACAUACAUUCGGAAAGCAGAUGUUGGCCUUACACCUUGUGUAUGGGUUGGCACCUCAUUGGGCACAGUGCUGGCCAUCUCCCUCAGCAUGCCCUCUGCUGGAGAACAGAGGCUUCUACAACCUGUCAUUGUCUCCCCUAGUGGCACUCUUAUCAGGUUGAAGGGUAGCAUCCUACGGAUGGCUUUCCUAGAUUCUACAGGGUCUCUCCUCCCUCCUGCUUACGAGCCAUGGUAUGAACCCAAUGCCCCAGCAAAUGGAGAGGAGCGGGACAAGGUCCGUAAGAGACGGCCAGUGUCGGUCUCCCCAUCCACGUCCCAGGAACUGAAUGAAAACCAGUAUGCCGUGGUGUGCUCUGAGAAACAGGCCAAAGUGAUAAUCCUGCCCUCUCAGACCUGCAUAUUCAAACACAACAUCACCGAAACAUCUUUUGUGCUGCGGGCAGACGUGGUGUUGAUUAAUGCUGGCAUUUGUGUGGCCUGUUUCUGUGCCAAUGGACACAUUAUGACGCUCAGUCUGCCAGGCUUGAGACCAUUGCUGGAUGUAAAUUACCUACCCCUGACAGAUAUGCGUAUAGCGAGAACAUUCGGCUUCACCAACCUUGGCCAGGCCAUGUACCUGACCUCCCCUACUGAGAUCCAGAGGAUCACUUACAGCCAAGAGGUUUGCGAGAGCCUGCAGGAGAUGCUAGGUGAGCUGUUUACUCCAGUGGAGACGCCAGAAGCUCCUAACAGGGGAUUCUUUAAGGGCCUUUUUGGAGGUGGAGCACAGUCUCUAGACAGAGAAGAGCUCUUUGGGGAGUCAGGAGCUGGAAAAGCACCACGCAGUCUCGCUCAGCACGUUCCAGGUCCCGGGGGGAUAGAAGGCAUGAAGGGGGCAGCGUCAGGCAUUGUGGGUGAUUUAGCUCGAGCUCGAAUAGCAUUAGAUGAGAGAGGACAAAAACUGAGUGAGGUAGAAGAGCGAACGGCUGCCAUGAUGGCCAGCGCUGACUCAUUCUCCAAACAUGCUCAUGAGAUGAUGCUAAAGUGUAAGGAUAAGAAAUGGUACCAGUUCUGAUCUCUGGGAAACAGCAGAGCCCAAAGGGACUGAGGAGAUCUCUUACACAGCCUUGUUCAUCUCUAAUUCUUCUCCCACUUCCUCUCUUUAUCCCUCUUCUGCUGGAGCAGUGGAAUCCCUCGCUAUCCUUUCCUAGCACAAUAUUAAAGACAGUCUCCUUACAGAACUGAGGCACAGACUGUGAGAGGCCCCAGUUUAAGGAAUACCAUACCAUGACGGUGUGCACUCUUCGGUUUUUAUUUGAUUAAUAUUACCAGUCCUCUCCUGUGGCGGCUGGGCUUUCCAGGCCCUGAAAUUCCAUUUUUUCUCUCAGUCUUUGAAUUGUUUUUGUGCUGUUGUUUUUUGCGAUCAUGUUCUGCCUCCCACAUUGGAGAGCAGUAAGUAGUCAAAAAAAGACAAACAGACUAAACGAGAAAAACAUACAACAAACACUAUGAAAAAUCGCAAAAUAUAAAAAGUGGAAAAAAGUAUAUAUAUACAGAAUUCUAAAUAAAUCCUCAUUAAAAUCUGUAUAAAUGCCAUAUUCGCUAUUUACUGUCAAAAGUAAAACUUAAAUAUGGAAGACACUGGGUGAAGCAUGGGAAGAGCUCCAUUCACAGGAAAUGAUGUCAUAACAUGGAGGCGGCAAACCUUUCAGAAGAAGAGAGAACAUCUAUACUUGUUUAAAAUUAACUCAAUAGAUUUGUGUAAAUUGACCUUUUUCCAAAUUUUCCCUUUUUGUUUAUUUAUUUGUUAUUUAGAAAAAUAAAUCUGUAAAAUCAUUUGUAAAUGUCUAAAUAUAAAAUGCUUUUUGGGUGAUAUUUUUAAGUAAUUAUUAUGAAUAUCACUACAAUAAUGCUUUACAUUAAAGUACCAUCUACAGAGGGUUUAUAAUUAGUUGUCAGAUGAUCCAUAGAUGAAGUAUCUACUUGAAAAACGAAUUAAUGAAUUCUUUGUGAGUUAACUAUUUAUAAACCAAUCAUGAGUGAUUCAUCGAUGGUAUUUUCAUGUGAUACAUUAUCCAGAUGUUUCAACUUGUAAACUUUCUAUGAAAAUUGGCACAGAAAAUAUCUGGUCUGGACAAAGAUGUAAAAGAAAGUAGACAAAUGUGUGAUUGAAAUCUAAAAGUUAUCCAUCAGUCAUUGGGUAGACAGCCAUAUAGACCUCAAUAGCUAGAACAUUUGUUGCUCCCCUAAGACUGAAAAAUAAGUCACAGUCUCUUUGGUGUUGGCUCUGAUUUAACAGCUUUAACAUAGAACACUUAGUUCAAUAUAGAGAUUGUACUAUGGUAAAAAUAUGUUGGUUGGGUCAUUCAAUGGUCCAUUUCAUAUAUAUAUAUAUAAGCACUUACUUGUUGGAAAUGGCUCUAUCAAACCUGAUUUUCUCAAAAACACUUUGCCUCACAAAUCAGGAAAAAUUGGACCACCUUUAAAGACCUAAUCUUCAGCGACUUUAGACUUGAUUAUAAGUGUGAAGAGCAUAAAGUGUUUUUCUUUUUUUUUGGACUAGGUAACAUUAUUCAUUGUCGUUUUGAAUGUUAGGAUAAUAUCAUAUAACAAGUUUGUCUAAUGUUCCUGGUUUCACACUGGUGCUUAAUGGCUAUUAGUCUCCCAAGCCAUAUUCACAUGUGUAGAUUAACAGAAUUUAUUUCAUCUUUGAAAGCACCUUUGUUCACCUACAUUUAGUGCUAGCUGUUCAUUCACAAACAGAAAAUUAAAAAGAAGUAAAUCUAAACACAAAGGCUACUCAGUAUAUGUUCCAUUUCUUCCUUGAAACCACAUUUUAGUGCCAUUAUAUUUAUUUGUACAAUCUUAUUUGUGGUUUGCAAGAAAUGCUGCUAUAUAUGUUGCAUUGACUCAUAUGACCCAUUGUCAUUCAAGAUGCUAACAUUGAUGUAUUGAGCACUGAUUCUCUCUUGCCUCUCUGCUCAAAAUUUUUGCCAUUCUGUGAAUGAAAUAGUUUGACAAUCUGGGACCAUAAAUUGAGAGUGGGAGUGGCCAUACUGACCCAAAAGACAUUUGCCAUAUCUUUUCAAACACCAAAGAUUUUCUUUCAUUGAGUUAUGUAUUUCACUGACUGUGACAGCUAUUUGUGUCUGAAGUAUCACUGCAUAUUCCACCAGUAAUAGUGUUGAGGUCUUUCCUGAUGUUUUUGGCUGUGCGCUACCAUUACAAGUGAAGUCUGCCUUUUGUGUUUUAUAUGCCGUAUUUCAACAAAGAGAAAUGGGGUGAAAAAGAAUUACAAAACAAAUCAAGCCAAUCUCUCUCAGACUAUAAAUGUUUCUCUGUGUUAGACUCUAUAUUCUCUGUAGAUGUGUUUUCAUGCCAUGGUGUUAUAGUGUUUUUGAAAACCAGGUUUGUUUUUGAACAUUUUGCUCAUAUGUCAUCUCUCCUAAUUAACUAAUUCAAUUAUAUUUGUAAAAUGUGUAUUUUUCUCUGCAGUACUGUAUUUCCCUGAAUAGAUUUCCUUGUCAUAUUUUUAAUCAUCAAUUAUUGAAAAAUUAUUUUUAUAUAUACUUUGAGGAAGUAGUAUUUUGAGGUCAUAAGAAAUUAUUAGAUCUUGCACUCUCUUAUUUGUUUUCUGUCAUGUGGUCUGUUUGUUUAUGCCAUAAUUGACACAACAGGGUGUUUUUUUAAUUAAACUUGAGUGAGUGAGCAUUCCCUUGAUUCUUUUGCAAGACCAGUUAGUAUCAAGACCUGAAUAUGCAUCAAAGGUUUAAACAUAUGAUAAGAGUCAUCAGAAGACCAGUUAAUUAUGAGAGAGGAUGUUUGCCAUAAAUUGUGUAUUCAAUUUACCAGUUUAAUAAUAAAAUGUACACUUCAAAAACCAAAAAUUAUUUUGCAAGGUGUGGCUCAUCUAAAGUGGUUACCCAUGAGGAAAACUUUGAUGUCAUAGGUUGCUUUUUUCAUUGUCAAAAGUAUCCAAUCAGCCGUGUUGAACUGUAAUGCUGUAUAUGUCGGUAAAAUGUUUAGUGUUCAACAACUGAGAAACCACCAAUAGAAUUUAUUGGUUACAAAUUUAGUUUAUUUCAUGUCUGUUCCAUGGAGGUUUUGGAUUCACUGUUGAUGUGAACCUGGUCAUUUGCCCUUCAUAAUCUUUCAUGAGCAAGGAGAAAAAACAUUGUCUGAAUUUCCCUGUUGCUUUUUUGGCUUUUAUUUAAUUUACUCAUUUUGUAAUGUUUCAUGUUGACUUGCAGUGAAUCGUUUAUUUGUCCCAGACAGAACAUUCUUACCUGAAAUAUUACACUUUUAACAUUCAGAAAAUGCUCUUUUAUUUUCUGUUCUGAAUAUAAGAUUACCAGUGGGUUGCAGUAUUUCUCAUUGUAGCCAAUUUCUUGUACAGUUUUAUGCAAAUUUCACAUGUAUGUUUAUGACUAUCUGCUGCCACAAAUGAUUUAGAAUUUCUGUAGAUAGAAAUGACUGU
Messenger RNA from Xyrauchen texanus (razorback sucker), 7109 nucleotides. Its product is annotated as syntaxin-binding protein 5-like. Lineage: Eukaryota; Metazoa; Chordata; Actinopteri; Cypriniformes; Catostomidae. Gene Ontology annotation, cellular component: plasma membrane; cytoplasm; SNARE complex. Gene Ontology annotation, molecular function: GTPase activator activity; syntaxin binding; myosin II binding. The record is from RefSeq and is a predicted model, not a curated record. Gene Ontology annotation, biological process: regulation of protein secretion; regulation of exocytosis. The transcript has 27 exons. Bases 276 to 3707 code for a protein of 1143 amino acids.